Messenger RNA from Botrytis fragariae, 3588 nucleotides. Its product is annotated as putative serine threonine protein kinase protein. The transcript has 3 exons. The record is from RefSeq and is a predicted model, not a curated record. Gene Ontology annotation, molecular function: ATP binding; tau-protein kinase activity; protein serine/threonine kinase activity. Bases 1 to 3588 code for a protein of 1195 amino acids. Lineage: Eukaryota; Fungi; Ascomycota; Leotiomycetes; Helotiales; Sclerotiniaceae. Gene Ontology annotation, biological process: protein phosphorylation; microtubule cytoskeleton organization; intracellular signal transduction. Gene Ontology annotation, cellular component: cytoplasm.
AUGUCUUCAGCCGCUUUGCAGACCGCCCCUCAUCAACCAACAUCAAUAGGAUCGCAAUCUCCAGUGGCAGCACCAUCAUCCUCGGGGAGACCUUACACUUCGGGCUCACAACAAUCUCGAGACCCUUACUACAAUCAAACCACCACCAACGCAUCUCCCUCCUCUGCAAGAAAACCAUCUCGAAGGCCGAGCGGCAAUGGCGCAUCUACAAACACACCUCCCCAACCCCAGUACACCUCACCUUCGGUAACAACAAAUUCAGCUCCAAUAAAUCCUCGCAGUAAUAAUCCUUCAAAUCAAAUAUCCCCAACCACCACCACAUCCCCUUCGAGCUUUGCUCCAAUGGCUCCGGGCGAUCAUCAACGAGGUGUGCCCCCAAUUGUCUCGGAGAGAUCUUCGUCAAACAGACCGAGUACAGCAGUAGCGGCUGCGACUUCGGCCACAAAUCGUAGCUCGAGUUCGAGACGAGGUGAACAUCCGGACGAGCAGCGGGCGAGAGACUCUCCACGUCGGGCACAGUCACAGGAGAACCAGUAUCACGAGAGGAGGAAUAUACAAACCAAUGGAACGAGCAAUGAGGAUGCAACAGCUGCUGCCACGGCGGCAACUCGAGCCAGACGCAGAGCUCAACAAUCACCUGAAGCUUUACCGCAUAGACCGAGUGGAAGUCGUGAACAGAGAGCUGGUCCACCUUCUAAUGCACAAAAUCGAUCACAUCCAGCGGGUACCAAUUCACCUGCUGGACUGUCCCACGAAGCAAGCGAGGUGUUGAAUCGUGUGGUUGUUAGCGAUCCCAAGGUGGAUUUGGAGCGAGAGAGGGAACGAAUGGCGGAGGCUGUACCGAAUGCCGUUGCAGCUCCUCCAGUGGUUGAAGAAGCUCCUCGGCAGCAGAGAUCCCGUCAUGAUCACUCAGCCAACUCUGGGAAACGUGAAAAGAACACUAAAUUCGGUGAGUACUAUCUGGGUAACACCCUUGGAGAGGGAGAAUUUGGUAAGGUGAAAAUGGGCUGGAAGCAAGCAGGUGGUACUCAAGUCGCUAUCAAACUCAUCCGCCGCGAUAGUGUGGGAACGAACCCUACGAGACUCGCAAAGAUCUACAGAGAAAUCGCUAUUCUUCGAGAGAUAUCCCAUCCCAAUAUCGUUCAAUUACAUGAGAUGGUGGAGACGGAAAAGCAAAUUGGUAUUAUUCUGGAGUAUGCUUCAGGGGGAGAACUCUUUGACUACAUUCUCAACCAUCGAUACCUCAAGGAUAACGCUGCUCGCCGCCUGUUUGCUCAAUUGGUUUCUGGUGUUGGAUAUUUACACAAGAAGGGAAUUGUUCACCGAGAUUUGAAGCUGGAGAACCUUCUGCUGGAUCGCAACCGCAACAUUAUCAUUACGGAUUUUGGUUUCGCAAACACCUUUAACCCAGACGAUGAGCUUGGAGACGAAAUCGAGUACAACUUAGCUAGUCGUGACUAUGUCAAGCGGAUGGAGUUGGAUAAGAUUUUACCUGGCGGCUCGCGGAGAGGAGAUCUGAUGCAGACAAGUUGUGGCAGUCCGUGCUAUGCAGCUCCAGAAUUGGUUGUGAGUGAUUCGCUAUACACCGGCCGCAAGGUCGAUGUAUGGAGUUGCGGAGUAAUAUUAUAUGCAAUGCUUGCAGGAUAUCUACCUUUCGAUGACGAUCCAGCCAAUCCUGAGGGCGACAACAUUAACCUUCUCUACAAAUAUAUAGUUUCGACACCACUUACCUUUCCAGAAUAUGUUACACCGCAUGCUCGAGACCUUCUCCGACGUAUUCUCGUUCCAGACCCACGCAAACGUGCAGAUCUAUUUGAAGUGGCUCGACACAGCUGGCUGAGCGAAUAUGCGCACGUCGUUGGCUUCAUUACGAGCAGCACGACUACUACUGUGGAGAUUGCCAAUACUACUGUGCCAUCUGAUGAACCUCAAGAAGCUCCUCUACUUGCUAGAAGUGCUUCAGUUCGGGAACCCAAAUCGCAAAAGGCACCCGCAGCCGUUGGGGAUCUCAGUAGGAAACAUGGGCAUGUGGAUCAAGAUGGAGAAGAGGCACCUCCCAAAACCUCAAAGGACAACAAGAGACGAACUGUACAGGUCGAAUAUGUGGCUCCAAGAUCACAAACACAAAGAGGCGAGCCUUCUACCAACUCGUCCAGUGCUCAAUCUGGUUCGAGAACACGCGCUCGUGCUGGCAGCCAAGGCCCAGUCGAGAUUUCUGGAGCUCAAGGUUCUAGAAGAAAUGUCCCUGCAGGAGAUAAGUCAUUGCCUCAGGAUCCUUCAAUGACAAGAGAAGCCCAACAUGCAGCCUCGGCAAGACGAACGGGAAGCUCACAGCGACAACAAGGUAUGGUUCCACCUCCUCGACCUACUCGGGAUCACCGCGCAGCUUCAGACAUUAACUAUACGACCCCAGUGACUGGCCAACCAUCAAUCGCAAGACCAACUACCGGUGGUUCCAUGACUUCUAAUAGAUCUGGAUCUAUGGGCUUUCCAACCCGUGGAUCUUACAGCCAACCUGUGGCACCAACCGUCGCUGGAACUAAUGCUCAUGGCCGUAUGUCUCAACCUCAACCAAAGAGCUCGAAUAGUUACAAUAUAUCCCCCCCUAUGAUUCAAGGCGAACAAACCUUUGAAUACCCUCCUCAAUCAACUUCUCAACCUAUAGCUCCAAAAUUCGCUAGAGUCGCAGGACUUCCAGCAGGAACUGCAAAUGUCCCAUCUGAGGGUAGCAAGACGCACAAGAGAUCAAACACGAUCGGUGGCAUAUUUAGCAGAACAAAUUCGCUUUUUGGUGGUAAAUCACACGCAGAGAAAUCUUCAGAAAAACCAAAGAAGUCGUAUCCUCCAGUCAGCAUGUCAAAUGCCAAUAUCAUAAAUACCGAUGACUCGAGACAGUCGAUAGACUCUAGACGCUCCAUAUCAUUUGGAUUUGGCAAAAAGAGAAGUGGAAGUAUAGCUGGGCGAUCCACGACAGGUUCUCAGGAAAAAGCUUCAAGAAGAUUUUCUCUCCUCCCGGCAUCAUUCUCUUUGAAAUCUAUCGGUAUCGGUAAAGACCCAAACACCCCACCUGCUAGCACUCCAACCGAUGGUCACUAUGAGCCAUAUCCCGAAAUGCAAGGUAAUCAUCUUGACGCCUCGCCGGAUAACAGAAAUGUUAGUGGAAGUACAGCUGAAUAUCAGCAUGCGGAUGCAGCAUAUGAUCAAAACCGCGCUAGCCCAGCACAACAAGAAAGACAACGUUUUGCUCAACCACAACAGCAGAAUCCAGAUUCUAGGAUGGGUGGCCCACCACAAUUCUUACCGCCUGCAAACUUCCGCCCAGAUGAAUCGGCAUUGACGACUGAUUCUGAAUCUUCAUUUGGUCAAAGUCGACGUGGUCCAUAUCAGAAUGACAACAAUAACUCAUAUGAAGACUCGCGACGACCAGCAGGACGCAAUAAUGGUAGAGGUGUACUACAGAAGAAUAACCGCAAGUUUGCCGAUGCUUACGAUCAAGAGCAUGCACACAAUGAUCAUGGUGGUAGUAGUGGUGCAGCUAGAAAGGUAAUGGACUUUUUCCGAAGACGUGGAAAGGCUCGUGGAGAGUGA